AUGCUUGCCUCCGCCGUCUCUACCGCUCCACUUGAACUUAUGCGCCAGUUCAACGCUUUACAAUCAACUAGGGUACAGACAUAUCGUGACUUUGAAAGAGGUUUUGAUGACUAUAUUACCGAGGCGAAAACACCAGCAGAGUAUGAACGACUUGUUGAAGAUAUCACGCAAAAAUUUGCGUCCAUUUCGCGGGACAUACGGGCAGUCGAACAACGCUUGCGAGAUCAAGAUCAAAGUGAGUGGGCCACGAUGAUACGGGAGAUCCAAGAUUUGGAGAAAAUGAAACUACGAGCGACGGUCAACUACCAGAUGAACAAACUUGAAUCGGUAUUUGGAGAAAGAGAUUACCAGGGUGAUCUGGAGCAAUCCCAAAAAAUGAUAGAGAAGAUUACGCUUGAGAUUGUUGACAAGCUAUUCGCUCUGCGACAUGACAUGGCGGAACUGUUAGAAAGUUAA
Spizellomyces punctatus DAOM BR117 is the source of this 456-nucleotide messenger RNA. RefSeq lists its product as uncharacterized. The record is from RefSeq and is a predicted model, not a curated record. Lineage: Eukaryota; Fungi; Chytridiomycota; Chytridiomycetes; Spizellomycetales; Spizellomycetaceae. The transcript is spliced from 3 exons. Bases 1 to 456 code for a protein of 151 amino acids.